AUGGCAUGCCUUCAAAAACUGAGACAAGAUGUUGCAACGUUAGAGUCUCUGUUUCCAAAAGAACACGAACGUUUUCAGGUGCUAUCAGCAUCUGUUGAUGAGAUUACCGUCCAAUUCAUUAAUCCCCAAAACAAACCAAUUGUCGUUACUGCUAAUGUUCUAGAAAAUUAUCCGCAUGUUGCACCUAUCUGGUUUAGUGAGUGUGAUGACUCAACAGUUACAGCUAUUUUGCAAUCACUAACUGAAGCGGAAGCACCAUGCUACAUUUUACCACAAACGCAUGAGCUUGUCUCACGCUUGUGUUCCUAUUAUAAUGUUACAAUACCCACUGAAUUGAUCUCUAUUGGCCCCGUUGGAGAUGAAAGGGAUGAGGGAAUGGAGAGUGACGAUGACUAUAUUUUAAUGGAGGAGGAAACAACAUCCCGCAAAGAUGCAGGAGAUGAUGAAGAUUUGUCAGCAGAACAAAAAGCAGUAUUUGCGAGGCUUAACCAUGUACAGCGUGAGCAGCAUUUGACGGGUGCUGCAGCCGGUUCUGUGACGGCUACCGAUAGACUGAUGAAGGAACUGAAAGAUAUAUACCGCUCGGAUCAUUUCAAGAAUGGUGUAUAUUCGGUAGAGCUGGUAAUGGAUAGCCUUUAUGAAUGGCAUGUGAAGUUAAAAAAGGUGGAUCCUGACAGCAGUCUAGCUCACGAUAUGAAAAUGAUGAUAAGGAAAGAAUCGCAGGAUUACCUUUUGUUUCAUUUCUUGUUCAAGGAUACAUUUCCUUUCGAACCGCCAUUCGUACGCUUAGUUUCCCCAACAAUUACGAAUGGAUUUGUUUUGGGAGGUGGCGCUAUUUGCAUGGAACUGUUAACAAGGCAAGGAUGGUCAAGUGCAUAUAGCAUCGAAUCCUUGAUCUUGCAAAUUGCCGCUACUUUAGUGAAAGGAAAGGCACGCAUCAAUUUCUCAGUUAAAGGACAGUAUACUUUGGCUCGAGCACAACAUGCAUUUUCAUUACUUGUGCAGACUCAUGCAAAAUCUGGGUGGUUCACACCUCCUCAGGCAGAUGGAUAA
Molecule: messenger RNA, 1053 nt
Organism: Cercopithifilaria johnstoni
Lineage: Eukaryota; Metazoa; Nematoda; Chromadorea; Rhabditida; Onchocercidae
Source: the annotation of a GenBank genome assembly